CUUCUCUUUUCUUUACUACCUCAAAACCUAGACAAAGAUGCCACCUUCACGUUUCAGUCAGGUAUCUCGUUAUAGAAAUGCAACAUUAACGACAGCAAAACCAUUGGAAAGAUUUACAGAAUUAGGAAUUGGAAGUGUACCGGAUAGUGGAAUUGGAAGAGUGAUCGGUGUAACGGCUGCUUCGGGACAUAUAUUUGCUCGAACCAGUACUUCUCCGAAUUCAUUGUUAGUCCUACCGUCAAAUGCACCCAAAAAGUACGCAAAACAACCACCUCUACUUCAUGGCAUUUGUCAAGGUGUUUUGGGAGAUUUCGAUCUAGCAAAAUGGCAAGAGGAUCAAGGCAGGACACUACUUGCAGCUGGUUCUUUAUCUGGUGCAAUCAGUGUUAGAAAUGUCAACUUGCCUGAAUUGGAGGGAAGUGCAGAUCAGAGUACUGUGGCAUUGCCAGCACAAUCGUCUGGAGAAACCAGCUUAUCAUCACAGGCUGGCACAAGCGGAAGCGUCACAUCCUUGCAAUUUCACCCAAACGUACAAUCACUGUUGGCAUCUAGCUCCCUGCAAAGCAACAUUGUACAGCUGUGGGACGUAAAGGCAGGUACGAAUGUUGCACAUUGGGACGCAGGAACACCGCAAUACGAUAUCAAAUGGUCUGUUGAUGGUAGCUUACUUGCCGGUUCGGGCAAAGAUGCAACUGUUCACCUAUGGGAUGCUCGUCAAGGCGGAUCCAAUACAGCAGCUGAGAUCGUUUCUGCUCAUGCUUCAAAAGUGAAACCAAUCAAAUGCACUUUUAUCAACGAACAGACUCCACAUCUACUCUUGACAACCGGUUUCAGUCAAAUGCGUCAAAGAGAAGUUGCGAUUUGGGAUCAUCGGAAUAGCAAAGAACCACUAAAGCGAAACACAUUAGACGUUUCCUCUUCCGGUUUCGAACCGAUUUGCGAGUACGAUAGAGGGAUCGUAUAUCUAGUAGCAAAAGGAGAUUCAAGUGUUCGUUGGAUCGAUGUCGGAUCACAAGAUCAAGGAGCUUCGUUCGCCGAAGGUGUUUUCCCGAUUGACUUUUCUGCGUCUUCUGCUGCAAUUGCACCUUCUGCCUCUAAUGAUGUCACUGUAGGAGAGAUUGCAAAAUUGUACAUUGCUACUGGAUCAACUUCAGGUGGUGCAAGUGCUUCUGAUGCAAUCGUACCUUCAAGUGUGCGAGUUCCAAGACGAAACUUUAUCGACUUUCAUGCCGACCUUUACCCUGAUACAGUACUCAGAUCGGAUAAGGCAGGCGCUUUGGGUAUAGACGAAUGGAAAGCAGGAAAAGAAGCUGUGCUAGAGAAAGUUUCAAUGGAUCCAAGUCUACGAACGCAAAGGCAGGUAUCUGCUCCGACCAAGGUUGUGAGAGAAGAGGAAGCCCCAAAAAGUGUCGAGACCACGUCAGCUUCGAUCAGUCAAGCUAAUGACAGUAGUGAAAAGGCUUCAAGCUCGGUAUCUCCAGCACCUAUUCAAGUUCAAACUGAAAAGUCAACCGAAACAAAGUCACCUGUCCCGAUGACUAGCAAUGCAAAGCAGAAAUCAGAUGCAGCCCUCCCUGCCCCUUCUAGGAACACCUCUGCGAUACAUCCGAGUAAAGCUUUAUCUCAGGGUGCAGCCACAAAAGCUGUCCUUCCCGCUGAAAAGACACACUGGUCUCGCAGACCGAUGGCCGGUAGUACACCUUUGAUUUCAGCUUAUCAGAAUUUGUCUUCGUUGGACAUUUCAAGAAGUCCUGAUGCACGCAUGAUUGCCAUUUCACGUCGCUUCUUUGCUUUACCUAUCUCUGGUCCUGGUGGUCGAUUAGGCGUGCAUCCGAUCGAGAGUACAGGUCGACUACCGCUUCACUUUCCAAGCUUGAAUCACGGAACCCCAUUAAUUGAUUUCUGCUUUGAUCCUUUCAAUGAUGAUCAGAUCAUUUCUAUCGCUGCAGAUGCAACUGUACGCCUUUGGGGUAUCCCUGAACCAGUUGAAGGUGAAAAUGGUAUUGAAUUUGCAUCAGAACAACUCGGUAACGUGAAGCCGAUCAGUGAAGUUCAAUUACCUGGAAGCGGAAAGGUUUCGGAAUUGGUACCUCAUCCAUUCAUACAAGGUCUAGUUGCAGCUCUCCCAGCCGACGGGGAAGGUAAACUACAUUUGAUCGAUCUGACAACAUCUAUAAUCGUAAGCAUAGACAUACCCGGUCAAGGACUCUUUAGUGGAAGUUGGAGCCCUGAUGGAAGCGUCUUGGCCGUAUCUGCAAAGGACAAGAAAGCCUACAUUCUGGAUUUGAGAGCGGGUGCAAAAGCUGAAGUGCUUGCUUCAAUUGCUGCGCACGACAGUCCACGCUCGUUCCGUUGUGUUUGGGUAGAUGGUGAAUACCUUCUCACAAUUGGUCAUACGAUUGGAUCUUUGCGACAAAUCAAGCUGUUCAGACUUGGUGGAUUUGAGGGUGUUGAAGAGAUUGCAAAGCAUAAUCUAGAUGCUUCUCCUUCGGUUUUAUUCCCUUCCUAUGAUCCUGAUACAAAUAUCCUAUACUUGUGGAGCAAAGGGGAACGCAUCGUUUCCGCUUAUGAAGUUCAACCGGAUGCAGAAGCAGCGGCUGCCAAUACGGGAACAGGAACGAGUACAGCAAGAGCGAUGGCCCAACAACAAUCCAAAGAAAUUUUUACGCAACUUCCGUCAUUUCAACAUGCGAAUCCACAAUUGGGCGUCACAUUUUUACCCAAAGAUAUGUUGGACGUACGGAAUGUAGAAGUGGCAAGUGCUUUCCGUGUUUGCAAAUCUGACCUUCAACGUGUCUCCUGGAACGUUCCUAGAAGUCGACCUGAAUUCUUCCAAGAUGAUGUAUACCCACCAACAGUGUUGAUUCGACAGCCACUUUUGGACAUUGAAUCUUGGCUAUCAGGUCAAGAUGUAGCCCAACCAGUGCCUCGUACAUCUUUGCAGCCGGAAAAUAUGACUGCAUUAUCUCAAGCACCACCACCUCAAGUCAAACAAUCAAGCCUUUCAAAAGGACCAACAAUUCGACAAUUAACGGAAAAAGAGAAAGAAGAUGCGAUGUUCAAAGAUAUUUUUGAUAAAGCAAAAGGUAAUGAUGGAGAAAAAGAUCCAAAUCAUAACGAAAAUCAAGCAGCACGUGCUCCACAAAAUGACGAUUGGGAUGAUGAUGAUUAAUUGUGAUGCAAAGGGAAGAGGGUUUAAUUUGAUUGUGUACAUAUGAAGAUGAUGAAAAAAUGCGUGUAUGAUUGAGAGUAUGUACAUUUGGAUGAUCUGGAAGAGAAAUGUAUGGAUGAACGUGUAUAUCCUACAAUGCUAUAUGAAGAAACGGGAAACACAUGACGAUUUGAAGACCUGAAUAGAGGAGAAAGGU
Molecule: messenger RNA, 3368 nt
Organism: Meira miltonrushii
Lineage: Eukaryota; Fungi; Basidiomycota; Exobasidiomycetes; Exobasidiales; Brachybasidiaceae
Product: DUF1900-domain-containing protein
Exons: 1
Coding region: 38-3172 (1044 amino acids)
Biological process (GO): actin filament organization
Molecular function (GO): actin filament binding
Source: RefSeq, a predicted model, not a curated record